This is a messenger RNA of Polyodon spathula (Mississippi paddlefish), 744 nucleotides long. RefSeq names its product TLC domain containing 3Bb (gene tlcd3bb). The transcript is spliced from 5 exons. The coding region runs from base 1 to 744 and encodes 247 amino acids. The record is from RefSeq and is a predicted model, not a curated record. Gene Ontology annotation, cellular component: membrane; endoplasmic reticulum. NCBI's taxonomy places the organism in Eukaryota, Metazoa, Chordata, Actinopteri, Acipenseriformes, Polyodontidae. Gene Ontology annotation, molecular function: sphingosine N-acyltransferase activity. Gene Ontology annotation, biological process: lipid homeostasis; ceramide biosynthetic process.
AUGGCUAUUGAAAUACCGGCAUCUACUGCUGGUUACAUCAUUGCUACUUCCUGCCAUGACGUCAUCGAGGACCAACACUGGCUCACCAGCUCUUACAUCCUCUUUGCUGUUCCCUACUUCGUCUAUGAUAUCUACGCCAUGUUCAUGUGCUACCGGCACAAGCAGCAGGUCAAGGGUCAUGAGGGGUCAGGAGUCGGCUCUGCGUUGCUCAGCUACCUGCGCAAGGAGUUCAUGAUGGUGCUGCACCACGUCGUCAUGGUGACCGUCUGUUUCCCCGUCUCCGUGUUCUGGAGGCAGGGGAAGGGAGAUUUCUUCCAGGGCUGCAUGUUCCUGGCUGAGCUCAGCACCCCCUCCGUGUGCCUGGGCAAGAUCCUGAUCCAGUAUAAGAAGCAGCACACCCUCCUUCACAAGGUGAACGGGGCCCUGAUGCUGCUGACGUUCUUCGGCUGCCGGAUCCUGCUGUUCCCCUACAUGUACUGGGCGUAUGCGCGCCACGCGGGGCUCCCCCUGCACAGCGUUCCUCUAGCCAUCCCGCUGUACUACAACCUGGGGGCCGCCCUGCUCAUGGCCCCCCAGGUCUACUGGUUCUCUUUGAUCUGCAGGGGCGCCUUCCGCCUCUUCAAGAGGGGCGCAGGGGGCACCCCCAAACCCAGGGAGGUGAAAGAGGAGAGGGACAGGAACGGUCACGUCUCAGAAAAGGGGUACAGUCCUAUAGAGCAGGGGUCAGUCAUCACGUGGUCAUGA